AUGUCUCAACCCACGACGGCAACCGAUCCCAUGGAUCCCAAACCCAAGAACGCAAACAAGAUCAGAAAGCGUGCUCCCAAGGCUUGCCUGUCAUGCCGAGCGCGGAAGGUCAGGUGCGACGUGUCACAGCGAGGUCGGCCUUGCAUGAACUGCUAUCUUGACAACGAGACCUGUGUCGUGACUGGCAGAGCAUCUAGAUUCCGGCGAUCGCAACGAGAGAAUGGCGAGAAUGUCCAGGCGUCAUACCCGCCUUACGCAGCAGACAAUUGCAACCACACCCACACGGCCGAGGCCGUCGUCAAAUCCAGAGCAAAUGUCCAGGUCAUGCCUGAAGCGCAGGCUGCUCCGCAACCACCUGCUGCCAACUCUCCAGAGAAAGCUCCUGAAACGACAGAAGCACCUCCAGCGCCCAAGCCACAGGUCAACACCAGCACUCCGGCGCCGGCUCUAGUUCAGACUCAACCCCAGGCCUCGAAUGCGCUGCCAAACCCGCCUCAUCCGGCCGCCAAUCUCUCCCUUUCCAGUUUCUCGAACGAUCUACCGGAGUCGUCGCUCUCGCACUGGGCUCCCUUCGAGCAGAAGCUCAAUAUGAGCUCUGAUAUCACCUACUCUUACUAUCCUUUCCUCCACAUCAGCAACCUCCCUAAUAUCCCUCCUCAGGAUGUCAACUACCUUGAGCUACAAGGCUGCCUUCGCGUGCCUACCAGGGCAAUCCUAGAUGAGUUCGUACAACAGUACUUCCUCCAUGUGCAUCCUCUCUUGCCAAUCUUCAAUGAGGGGGAUUUCUGGGAGCUCUACUGCAACCAAGGACUCGGAAAUGAGCGGAUGUCAUUGCUUGUCUUCCAGUCUAUCCUCUUUGCAACUUGCAACUUUGUCUCACGUAACAGCAUCCAAGCCCUGGGCUUCUCGACCAUUCGAGCCGCUCGAGCAGCACUCUACCGACGCGCCAAGCUCUUGUACGACCUCGAAACUGAGUCUUCGCCUGUCGCAAUAUCCCAGGCUUCGCUUCUUCUGAGCUUCUGGUCUCCGAACCGCGGCCCAAGAAACCCGAACUCCGCAUGGCUGACCACCGCCAUCCAGAUGGCAAAGGGUGCCGAAGCGCAUCACUAUGCCAACUUCUCUCCGGGAAAGCCGGCCAGCACGCUGAAGCGCCUUUGGUGGUGCUGCAUCAUCCGGGACCGUGUCCUGGGUCUCGGGGUGCGCCGCAGCAUCCAGAUCACGCGGCAACACUUUGACUUUGAUGCCAACUCGCCCCUCGGCUACGCGGACCUGUCGGACGAGAUCGAGCGAUCGAGAGUGUACAACCCCGGGACAAAGAGGAGUCUCAUCGAGAUAUUGGUGCAAUUCCUCGAGCUCUGCGUCGUGCUGACCGACAUCCUCAUCCUCGUCUUCCCCCUGGACGACACCCCGGGCUGGGGCCGGGAGCUUGCCGCGGAGGAUGCUGGCAAGGUGAAGCAGUGCAAGAUCGAGCUGAGGCGGUGGUACAAGGGAGCAACGCUCAAGUUCCCCAUGUUUGGCGGAAGCGGAGUCGCGCGGGCGCCCGCUGGGGGCAAGGAGUACCACCACGACUCGGUGAUCCUGUACACCAACCUGAUGUACAUGUACUAUCACUCGUCCCGAGUCGCCCUCUGCCACCACGAAGUCCUUCAUAUGGCCGUGGCUUCUGCUGCUGCUGGGCUUGGCACCAGCGGUGCGCGAGAUAUCUCGACAAUCUACGAGAACCGGUACGAGCUGCAGGAUGCCUCCUCGGGCGUGACGGAGUGCCUCAAAGAGCUCAUCCAGCUCCGGCUGGCCAGGUGGCUGCCCAUCAGCGCUGUUGCAUGCACCGCUCUGCCCCUGGUGUUGCACAUCCUAGACGUCAAGCUGUCCACCCCGGCCAGCCAAGGCGACAACCAAGACCCGAACAACAGCUCGGCCCUCAAGCAGCACCGCCUCAACAUCCUCAUCGAGGCCAUGAAGACGUACCAGCCGCAGUACGACGGCGUGGACUGGGUCAGCGAGACCAUCCGGCACAUCAUCAACCUGGCGCAGCUGGACAACGCGCCCGCCCCCGCCAACGGCGGCACGAGCGCCAUCUCGGACUGGACCGACAUCCUGGCCUCGCACCCGAGCUGCUACCUGCGCCUGGCCCUGACGAUGGACCUGGCGCUCAGCAAGAACCGCAUGCCCGAGGAGCGCGACUUCCCCGCCAGCCUGCGCGGCCUCUUCACCAACGGCUUUAGCCCGCUCCGCAUCCUGCAGGGGCAGAACAAGCCCAAGGCCGGUCCCGCCGCAAGCCACGGCCAGACCACAGCCCGCGCCGCGGCGGCGGCGGCGGCGGCGGCAGCUUCUGCCACAUCCGCAAGCAUGGGCAUGUCCGGCGGCGGGUCGGGCACGAUCACGCCCAUCAACAUGAUGAGCAACGGCUUCGGGAUGGCGCACGAGCAGCCGCUCUUCGGCAUGCAGAUGGAGAUGGACAUCCCGCUCGGCAUGGGCACCGUCACGCAGCUGCCCUCGGACGAGGAGACGUCGCCCGAGUCGGCGCACCACGCCGAGAACACGUUGUCCCCUGCAGCCGGCGCUCCCGUCGGCGGCCUGGCGUCGUCGUCGUCGUCGGCGUCGGCGGCGGCACCACCACAGGUCGCGCCGCCGGGGCACGACGACCACCACCACCACCACAACGGCGGCGGCGGCGUGCAGGCGAUGCCGGCGGCGCCCUUCUCGGAGGAGAUGGACGGGUUCGAGGCGCACGUGCUCAACGCGUUCGCCUUCCAGGACGACUCGCCGCCCAGCUCGGGCAGCGACGUCGACGGCGUGUUUGGCGUGGACGACGACGAGUGGAUCCAGGAUGCGUGGCAGCGCGAGGACGAGCACCACAUGCACGUCUUUGGCGGCCACCGGGUCGAGACGCAGCAGCAGCGGGGCGAUCAUGAGACGGCGAGGGCGUUGCUCGACGCCAUCAAGGAUAACGAGGUCAUGGUUUAG
Thyridium curvatum is the source of this 2964-nucleotide messenger RNA. RefSeq lists its product as uncharacterized. Gene Ontology annotation, molecular function: DNA-binding transcription factor activity, RNA polymerase II-specific; DNA binding; zinc ion binding. The record is from RefSeq and is a predicted model, not a curated record. Lineage: Eukaryota; Fungi; Ascomycota; Sordariomycetes; Thyridiales; Thyridiaceae. Bases 1 to 2964 code for a protein of 987 amino acids. The transcript has 5 exons. Gene Ontology annotation, biological process: regulation of DNA-templated transcription; DNA-templated transcription.